AUGGCUCCUACUCCUGUUUGGUUCAUCACCGCCGCCUCAUCUGGCUUCGGCCGUGAGAUCGCCCUCAUCGCACUCAAACUCGGCCACACCGUCGUCGCCACAGCCCGCAACGCCUCACGCAUCCAGGAUCUCGCCGAUGCGGGUGCGCACACUCUUUCUUUCGAUGUCACCUCACCUCUGAGUGACAUUGAAGCUGUCGCAAAGGAUGUCUUUGCUAAACAUGGGAGAGUCGAUUAUCUCAUCAAUGCUGCUGGGUUCAUUCUUGAGGGCUCGGUUGAGGAGUCGUCGCCUGAGGAGGUGUAUGACAGUUUCAAUACCAAUGUUUUUGGGACUUUUAAUACUGUCAAGGCGUUUUUGCCUGGUAUGAGGGCCCAGGAUAUCGGAGAGAAUGAUACAAGGGGUACUGUUGUCACGUUUGGAAGUCUGGGUAGUUGGAACGGAGGGCCGAGCUACAGUGUCUACGCCAUGACAAAGUCGUGUGUGAGCUCCCUCGCAGAGUCACUCAGAGAGGAACUCGCUCCGUUCAAGAUCGUCGCCACAGUCGUCGAACCUGGAUACUUCCGCACCAGCUUUCUCAACCCAGGUGUAAAAGUCACGACGAAGCAGCGCAUCGCCGCCUACGACGAUGAGAACACGCCCACGGGUCAGACCAGGAGGGUUCUGAACAAGACGGAUAACGAACAGGAGGGAGAUGUGAGGAAGGGGUGUCAAGUUAUUGUUGAUGUGCUUACGAGGAGGGAUGGGAGGGAGGUUCCGGUUAGGAUUGUGUUGGGCAAGGAUUGCGAGGCUUUUAUUAGGGGGAAGUGUGAGGCUACUGUUGGGUUGUUGGAUGAGUGGAAGAGCUUGAUUGUCAGUACUGGCCAUGAUGAGUGA
Fusarium keratoplasticum is the source of this 873-nucleotide messenger RNA. RefSeq lists its product as uncharacterized. The transcript has a single exon. The record is from RefSeq and is a predicted model, not a curated record. Lineage: Eukaryota; Fungi; Ascomycota; Sordariomycetes; Hypocreales; Nectriaceae. Bases 1 to 873 code for a protein of 290 amino acids.